Molecule: messenger RNA, 1207 nt
Organism: Ctenocephalides felis (cat flea)
Lineage: Eukaryota; Metazoa; Arthropoda; Insecta; Siphonaptera; Pulicidae
Product: DNA-directed RNA polymerases I and III subunit RPAC1-like
Exons: 6
Coding region: 195-1199 (334 amino acids)
Biological process (GO): DNA-templated transcription
Cellular component (GO): RNA polymerase I complex; RNA polymerase III complex
Molecular function (GO): protein dimerization activity; DNA binding
Source: RefSeq, a predicted model, not a curated record
UUGUAAAGAUAGAUAAGAGCGAUAAACGUAUUUUAAUAACCUCCAUAACCUCUUACAGAUAUUUAAUGCAACAUGCAACUAAUUUUGUUUUUCAAUCAGUAAGUCAUCAAUUAACAAGCCUUUGAUAUUUCAAUAUCAAGUGCUAGAGACUUAAGACAAUAAGGGGGUAUCUAUAUAUCAUAAUUAAAAACAACAUGAAUGUUGAUCAAAAGCCAAGGAGCUUUUUAGAAGAACAUAAGUUAAAACAAGCAGCAAAUGAUUAUGGAUUUGAUGAUGAACAAUGGAGUUUUAAAAAAUUUAAAUCUGAUUUAAAAAUUGUCAUCGUUCGAAUGGAAGCAUUGGAAAUGGAAUUUGAUAUGAUCGGAGUGAGACCAGCUAUUGCUAAUGCUUUUCGAAGAUUAAUGUUAAGUGAAGUGCCAACCAUGGCUAUAGAAAAAGUUUAUAUAUAUAAUAAUACAUCUAUAAUACAAGAUGAAGUAUUGGCUCAUCGUUUAGGUCUUAUUCCUUUAAGAGCAGAUCCUAGACUAUUUGAAUAUAAAUCAGAAGAAUCUGAUGAAGGAACAGAACGUGAUACUUUAGAAUUUGAGCUCAAAGUUAAAUGCACCAAGAAGACAAGUAACCAAAAUGAUUCUAUUCGAUUUGAAGAUUUAUAUAACAAUCACAAUGUAUAUUCUGGCAUGAUCAAAUGGAUUCCCAAGGGAUCUCAAAAUACUAUUUACUCUGCUGAGGAUGUAGGACCUGUAGAAAAUGAUAUAUUAAUAAGUAAAAUGAGGCCAGGGCAUGAAAUAGACUUAAAAUUGUUGGCUGUUAAGGGUGUUGGUAAAGAUCAUGCAAAGUUUUCUCCAGUAGCAACAGCAUUCUAUAGAUUGCUGCCAGAAAUUUAUUUAACUCGGCCAGUUUUAAAUGAUGAAGCUCAAUUGCUGCAGAAAUGUUUUUCUCCUGGUGUUAUAGAAAUUCAUAAAACUGAAGAUGGAAAUAAAGCAGCCUUUGUAAAAGAUGCCAGAUAUGAUACAUGCAGCAGGAAUGUAUAUAGAUAUCCAAACCUAGCUGAUGCAGUUAUUAUGAGUAGAGUUCGUGAUCAUUAUAUAUUUAAUAUUGAAUCUGCAGGAGCUCUGAGACCUGAAGUAAUUUUUAUUGAAGCUGUAAGAGUUCUUAAGAAUAAAUGCCGACUAUUUAUAGAAGAACUUGACCGGGUAUAAAAGAAAAC